AUGACUGUGAUCCGGAGCACGCCGAUUGUCUGGUCGAUGGCCCUAGAUAUCGGUUGUCACGAGGGUUGGAAUGAUACUUCACUGGAUAUUGGCAAAGCAGAGGGGCGACGAUGCGAGCUGCUGGCACUACUCAAAGCCGAUGGGUGCAUACCAUUCCUCGGUAUUUGUUUGCUGUGGUGGUUUCUUCUGCUUGGCAUUAUUCUCUUCCUGAUACUGCCGUUACUCUGCUUCGUCAGCUACAUCCUCCUAAAGUGGUGUCUAGGGACGAGAGUUGCUAACGUUGUCGAUGAGCAGGUUGGUUUGCUUGCCACUUGUUAUUCAUUUGUUAAUUUUUCAUACUAA
This is a messenger RNA of Gongylonema pulchrum, 342 nucleotides long. Lineage: Eukaryota; Metazoa; Nematoda; Chromadorea; Rhabditida; Gongylonematidae. The record is from the annotation of a GenBank genome assembly.